Molecule: messenger RNA, 951 nt
Organism: Xenia sp. Carnegie-2017
Lineage: Eukaryota; Metazoa; Cnidaria; Anthozoa; Malacalcyonacea; Xeniidae
Exons: 3
Coding region: 130-867 (245 amino acids)
Source: RefSeq, a predicted model, not a curated record
AACAUCAAAUACAAUACUUGGAUAUGUUGUAAAAUUAUAAUUCUAAAGUUAGUAUUAUCAUAAUGUGCGUCGUGUCGUUAACUGCUUUGGUGUGAAGAUGAACUAAGGACCAGUAAAGAAAACUUGAGCAUGAAUCCCUACACACAAUGCGUUUUAUUUAAUAUUUUAUUUCUCACAUCCAAUGGCUUGACUAAUAAUGGCGUUGAGCAAGUUUUAGGUAACUGGAUGGAGUGGUCACGGUGGACAUCUUGCUCAGAAAAGGAGUAUUGUCUUGAAGGAAUACGAGAACGGAAUCGUGACUGUGAAAAUAAUAAAAGAUGCGUUGGUAUUGAAGCAGAAGCUGAGAUGUGCCCACAUGUACUUUGUAAAGGUCGAGUGAAGAAACUAGACACGAAACAUGCAGAUAUACAUUCCUUUAUUGCGGAAGAGUGUUCUACUACGACAAAAUAUCUAGUGACAGGACGAUAUAGCUUUUUAAUUAGACAUAACAUCACUAGAAUGUUUCCACUCACCAAAGAUAUCAUCGAAAACAGUUACUUUAACGUAAAAAUCACGCCAAAGACUUUAUCAUCAGAGUAUGAUAUUUACCGGUACUGCUUUGAGCCUGAGGAUCGAAGUAUUUCUUUGGAAUACUUAAAGAGUGUUAUGUACUCUGGUUCUUUGCGUUUUAAAUACGCUUCUCUUCAAUGUCCAUUAAAAGAACCUGUGAAUCCUACUUAUGUGUCGGGUUUCGUGUUGGGGUUUUAUUCAAAUGGUGCUCACUAUGGAUUAUACAUACAAGUAAAAGACAAAUAUUCCUUUAAAGUUGUUUACUAUAAGCACAUGCGAGGCUCUCGUACCGAUGCCUACAAUCUUAUCUGGGACUAACAUCACAACAGUUUUUUGGAGAAAGAUUUAUUUCUACGUUAUAACACACACAAAACGAAAAUAUUUUUAUUCCAAGUGUAAAAA